Messenger RNA from Strongylocentrotus purpuratus (purple sea urchin), 2064 nucleotides. RefSeq lists its product as uncharacterized. The transcript is spliced from 9 exons. Gene Ontology annotation, molecular function: protein binding. Lineage: Eukaryota; Metazoa; Echinodermata; Echinoidea; Camarodonta; Strongylocentrotidae. The record is from RefSeq and is a predicted model, not a curated record. Gene Ontology annotation, biological process: cell surface receptor signaling pathway; T cell costimulation; immune response. Gene Ontology annotation, cellular component: external side of plasma membrane. The coding region runs from base 139 to 1956 and encodes 605 amino acids.
AGUUUCUCUCUUGUAAAUUUGUCAUUUUUAUACAAAUCUGCAGUAUCAUCAACAAGUUUUAACUUUCCACCAUUUGGAAGGCGAUAAUUAUAAUCUCUCUCUCAUCGAAUCGAUUUUGUUUCUAACUUGUGCUUAAAGAUGUUGAAGUGCGUCUUAAAAACCUUUCUGUGCUUCGUCUUCCUCCAUAUUUUAGGAAGUAACGGCGUAGUUUGUGAACCCGACGUGUUGGUCCAAUCAAAUGGCGGCGGGACAGCCAGGCUCCAAUGCCGCUUUUUAACGACGUCUCUGCUUGGGGGGCGUGUUUCGUGGACGAAAGACGGUCGAGAGAAGAUCGUGAACGUAACGGACUGCGGCGCCGGUGACGCCAUAACUACAUGUCAGGUUCACCGGUCCUCUGGCGGGAAGUACACAGUAGAGGGUUCCAGGUCUGUUGGCGUUACUCUGAUAAUAUUGAACGUGGCACUCGAAGACGAUGGCGUGUAUGAUUGUAAGGCAGUUCUCGUGGACGGUAUCAUAGAAAAAAGCUUCAGACUCGCUGUCACAUAUGUACCCAAUGAAAUCGCCAUCACUGACGUCGUAAAAGCUGUGGAGGUUUCCAAUAUGAGCACACUCUACGCUGUCGUCGACCGUCCCUACGUCCUGAACUGCACCGUGCCAUCCCCUUGCAACCCGCCCGCCAACAUAACCUGGUCCUAUGGUGACGUCACUGCUGUCGUCUCUGAACAGGCCAAUCACAGUAGCGCUCGGGAUUCCCCUUUGAUGACGUCAUCGAAGUCCGUGGAGCUCACCGCAAGCGAGGAAAACACGGCGAAGACGAUUUCUUGCAUUGCAAUGCAUUAUGGGUUGGCGGCGCCCCUCCAGACGAAUGUUAUUUUAGAAGUAGGCAGGUUACCAGAUAGUCCUUUGAAUGCUGAGGACUGGAUAUCAUCCGUGACCGUUGACUCAUUUACCGUCACGUGGUCACAUAGGUCCUCAGGGGGGAAACCCCAAAGAUUCACCGUGACAUACUGCGAGGUCGUUAGACCCGAAGAGUGCUCGGAGAUUUCCCGGAUCGUACAGACUCGUACCAGGAUCGAGAAUCUUCGGCCAUUCACCCUCUACCGCGUCACAGUUAAGAGCCAUACCGUAUAUGGAUUCAGCGAAGACAACGAGUUCAUUGAAAGAUCAACAAUACCAAUGUCUCCUAAAGAACUAGGAGUUGAAGGUGUGUACAACAGCCAGCUCGGCCGGGCAGACAUCGUCCGAGUAACCAACAUCAGCGGCCCGGUUCCCGAUGGACUCUGCUUUCAGCUCGUCGACCAGGGCUUCGAACCCUCGGCUGAUGCAGCCGACGCAGCGGGCCAGGACUGCGUCAACGUGGGUCAGUACAUCGUUUGGCCGCAAGGAAAGUAUUGGACGCAGAUGGCGCUUGUAGCCUACGGGAACAGCGUGUUCAGCGCAACUUCAAAGAUGACUGGAAUGGAAGCAGGUAAUGAUCAGGGACGUUGCGAGGUCAUCUUAUGCUACGGUCACAAAGGAGUCGGUCUCCCAGUCAUCAUCGGGGCGUCUGUAGGAGGUUCGGUACUUCUCAUCAUAAUACUGGUCAUCAUAUACAUCAGAACAAAGGGUCGCUCUUCUGGAAAUGCUAGGGCAAAUCGACGACUUCCGGCCCAACCACAGCAGACCCGCCAGCAGCCUGGGCGUGGCCAAAACGUACCCGACGAUGAACCACCACCGACAUACAGCGGGGUCAAGUACCAAGAGGUGACAGACCCGACUAGAAGCGCCGGCCCUCUGGGGGAGCUCUACACCACGCAUCACUCCUACCACCAGGCUCAGGCUCCGCAGGAAGUAUCUGGUAUCCCGACGCCAGGCUACGGCAACGGACAGUACUAUAGCCGUAGCAUCACCAUGGACAAGAAGACCGCGGCGGCAGAGUUCAGCGACAGAUACGGUUACAUGGAUCCUAUUCCGUAGAUCCUUCCUUGGAACCACCCGGUCAUACCCUUGGUUACCCCGUCACCGUAUCUAGGCACCUACCCCCUGGACAACCACACUCGGAUAACCACCCCUUAGGAUAACCAC